This is a messenger RNA of Williopsis jadinii, 2297 nucleotides long. RefSeq names its product GTPase GUF1 (gene GUF1). Gene Ontology annotation, molecular function: mitochondrial ribosome binding; GTPase activity; GTP binding. The coding region runs from base 280 to 2193 and encodes 637 amino acids. The record is from RefSeq and is a predicted model, not a curated record. Lineage: Eukaryota; Fungi; Ascomycota; Saccharomycetes; Phaffomycetales; Wickerhamomycetaceae. The transcript has a single exon. Gene Ontology annotation, biological process: positive regulation of translation. Gene Ontology annotation, cellular component: mitochondrion.
CUUGGAGAUCUUCUUCGCUGGUUCUUUUGAGCUCUGGUACAAAUGAUACCCUUCUACAAGAGUUGCUGUGACAAGAGCAGACAGUGCUGCUACUGUGAGAAUCUUCGUACUGGACAUCUCUUCACAGUGGUUGUGGUCACUUUCUCCGACUCCAAAGUGGUGAGCUUAGGAGAAAAAAAAAAAUUUUGUAUUAUAUGUCCCGGGGACAUUGGCGAUGAGCUGCAGAUUUUUUGUCCACUUUGCCAAUGGCCUCCUCGGACAUGUCCAAUUGAGACAUAAAUGGUUUUGAUGGAGAGAGGCCACGGUGUAAUGAGACAGCUACGGCUUCUACGAUGGACUGUCCUUGUGAAACAAGUGAGGCAUUCAUCGUCCAAGUCGAUCCAGGAGAGGAUAGCGGAGAUCCCGAUUGAACGGUACAGGAACUUCUCCAUUGUGGCACACGUCGACCAUGGGAAGUCAACGUUGAGUGAUAGGCUGCUGGAGCUCACUGGUGUAGUUAAGCCUGGGCAGAAGCAGGUGCUGGAUAAGCUCGAUGUGGAGCGAGAGAGAGGUAUUACCGUCAAGGCACAGACGUGCUCGAUGUUCUACAAAUACAAAGGCUUGGACUACCUGUUACACCUCGUUGACACUCCAGGCCAUGUUGAUUUCAGAGCCGAGGUGUCGAGAAGCUAUGCCUCCUGUGGUGGAGCACUGCUGCUGGUGGACGCAUCGCAAGGUGUGCAGGCUCAGACUGUGGCCAACUUCUACCUGGCUUAUAGUAUGGGAUUGAAGUUGAUACCGGUUAUCAACAAGAUUGACCUUCAGCAGGCUGAUAUCCCUUCUGCAAUACAACAGGUUGAGACUACGUUUGAAUUGCCGGAAGAGGAUAUCAUACAGGUGAGUGCAAAGACAGGAUUGAACGUGGAAAAGCUGCUUCCAGCGAUAAUUGAAAGAAUACCUCCUCCUACUGGUAAGCUCUCAAGCCCAUUUAGAGCACUCCUGGUUGACUCAUGGUACGAUUCGUAUUUGGGUGUUGUUCUUCUGGUCCAUGUUGUUGAUGGAACUGUGAAGAAGGGCCAAAGAGUGUUUUCACCUCACACCGAGCGUAAAUACGAGGUUAAAGAAGUCGGUAUCAUGUAUCCAGAGAGGGUGAGCAUUGAUACGUUAAAGGCCGGACAAGUUGGUUAUAUUGUUUGUGGAAUGAAGCAGACAUCGGAAGCGAUGAUUGGUGAUACCUUCAUGAACGUCUCUCAGCCUGUGGAGCCAUUGCCAGGGUUCGAAGAGCCCAAGCCCAUGGUGUUUGUCGGUGCCUUCCCUGCGGACGACACUGAUUUCAAAGAUUUGGACGACAAGAUGAACCAACUGGUCUUAAAUGACCGUUCUGUAACAUUACAGAGAGAGACCUCGAAUGCGCUGGGUCAAGGAUGGAGACUAGGGUUCUUAGGCUCAUUACACGCCUCUGUAUUCAAAGAGAGACUGGAAAAAGAGUAUGGUGCUUCCCUUAUCCUGACGAAUCCAACUGUUCCAUAUAAGAUCAUAUACUCUAACGGUGAAGAGAAGACCAUUACAAACCCAGACGACUUCCCAGACGGCACAACAAAGAGACAGGCGGUGAGUAGGUUCCAGGAGCCUUAUGUCCAGGCCAUAAUGACGUUCCCACAGGAGUAUCUCGGCACAGUUAUCCAGCUGUGUGAUAACAAUAGGGGCAUUCAAAAGGAGAUCAACUAUCUAACUACUGGACAGUGUCUUUUGAACUACGAGAUCCCAUUGAGUCAUCUCGUGGACGACUUCUUCGGUAAGCUGAAGUCUGCGACACGUGGCUAUGCAUCGCUGGACUACGAAGAUGCCGGCUACAAGGACUCAAAGAUUUGUAAGCUGGAACUACUCGUCAAUGGCAAAGGUGUUGAUGCACUGGCCCAGGUGAUGCAUCAAUCUUUGGUCCAAUCCACGGGUAAAGAGUGGGUUGAAAAGUUCAAAGAGCACGUUAAGAACCAGCUCUUCGAAGUCAUCAUACAGGCUCGGGCCAAUAACAAGAUCGUUGCAAGAUCAACCAUCAAGGCUAAGCGGAAAGAUGUGCUACACAAGAUGCACGCAAGCGAUAUCACCAGAAGAAAGAAGCUUCUGGUCAAACAGAAAGAGGGAAAGAAGAGAAUGAAGGCCAUUGGAAACGUGUCAGUGAACCAGGAGGCAUAUCAAUCGUUCUUGAGACGUUGAGUGCGCACAGGGAGCGGUGGAGAGUUGUAAAUAGUUCUGUAUAUAAAGCUGAAUAUGAGACGAAGGAGUAUAUGGCACUGUCAUCACCAUAGCGACCACCACAG